AUGAAUCUUUUCUUGAAGUAUUUGCUAGAAGAGUUUGACAUCUUGUGUACACAUCCGAUGUUUGGUCCAGAGAGUGGAAAAGAUUCGUGGGUUGGUCUUCCUUUUGUGUAUGACAAAGUUAGAAUUGGAGAUGACGAGGAAAGAUUGAGUCGAGUCGAGAGGUUUCUUGACAUUUUUGCUAAAGAAGGUCGCAGAAUGGUGAAGAUGAGUUGUAUUGAACAUGAUAAGUACGCUGCAGGGUCAAAGUUUGUGACACAUACAAUGGGGAGAGUGUUGGAGAGGUUUGGAGUUGAGUCAUCGCCAGUUAACACAAAAGUGUAUGAGGCAUUGUUGAAUUUGGUGAAGAAUACGAAAGGAGAUGUCCUUGAUUUGUAUUAUGGGUUGUUUAUGUAUAACCAGAAUUUGUUGGAGCAAUUGGAGAGGUUGGAUAUGGCCUUUGAGUCUAUUAAGAAGGAUUUGUUUGGGCGGCUGCUUCAGGUUUAUAGAAAGCAGUUGUUUCUGAAUUGUAAGGAAGAGGAUGGAUUUUUGUCGACAAUGAAGUAG
Pistacia vera is the source of this 543-nucleotide messenger RNA. Its product is annotated as arogenate dehydrogenase 2, chloroplastic-like. The record is from RefSeq and is a predicted model, not a curated record. The coding region runs from base 1 to 543 and encodes 180 amino acids. NCBI's taxonomy places the organism in Eukaryota, Viridiplantae, Streptophyta, Magnoliopsida, Sapindales, Anacardiaceae. The transcript has a single exon. Gene Ontology annotation, biological process: L-tyrosine biosynthetic process. Gene Ontology annotation, molecular function: prephenate dehydrogenase (NADP+) activity; arogenate dehydrogenase (NADP+) activity; prephenate dehydrogenase (NAD+) activity.